AUGGGUCGCUGUAACAAACUCAACCCCCACGACUGCAUCUCCGACACGCCCUACUUUCGGGCCCAGUUGCAGCUGGUGGAGUCGAAUGUGUCCGAUCUUGAGUCCUCCAUCAAAGGCAUCUGCCGAUCGGCUCGGUCCUUGAUGGAAACCGGCACCGUGUACAUGAACCGCAACAAUGGAUUUGCCGAUGAGCUCCUGCGCUUUUCCGAGUAUGAGCGUAGUGGCACCGACUCCAUCGAGGCCGCUCUGGUUAAAUUUAGCCAGAACCUCCGCGAGCUCGAGCAGUUUCGCUCCCUCCUCAUCAACGAGACCGACCUCGUCCUCGUGCAGCCAGUCGAGAGCUUCCUGCAAAAUGAACUUGGCUCUGUCCAUCUCCAGGGCAUCCGGAAGACCUUCACACAGACCCAGUCACAGACGGAUCUCCUCAAGCGGGCUCUUGUGGACCAAGCCCACAGCGAGUCCUGGUAUGAUCCCUCUACCAUCAUCCCGAGCCCGCUGCCCCCGAUCACGGUGGAUGUCUCCUCGGUGACCAAGCGCCCGAGUCCCGGCAACGAGGUGGCCCCCACGGCGGCGGCGACCGCGGCGACCGCGGCGACGGCGGCCACUCCCGGCUCCCCUCCGCCCCUCCCGGCGAAGCCCACUAGCCCGCAUCCGGCGCACUUCACCCCGGCCGAUGGUGGGUCCAGCAGCAGUGGCAGCGGCUCGUCUCUGGCCUCAAGCACAUCCUCCUUCAGUGGAUCCAGCUCGUCCUCCUCGCAUUCGCUGUCAUCCACCGGGUCGAAUGGGUCCCUGUCGGAUGCGCCCCUCGCCGGGGGCCCGGGGCCGGGCACCGACACCGGGUACUUUGCCCCCCCUCCGGGGGGGAAGCCCUUCGCCGGCGGUGCCCCCCCACCGGCGGUUUCCCCCCGGAGCAACCGCGUGUCGGUGGCCAUUGCCAAGUUCAGCGGUUCGGACCCGGGCGCGGCAACGGCCCUGGGCGCUCCCCGGGGCGCUGUCCCGCCGCCGGUGGCCCCGAAGCCGAUUGUUCGGACCCCGGCCGGGGGGCCCGCCAAGCCGCCGCCGCCGCCGGUGGCCCCGAAGCCCACGGCCGAGGCCGGGCCCGACGCCGCCGGGUCCCCGGGCAAGCCGCCGGCCGGGUUUGCGGCCGCCAUCGCGGCGGUGGCCACGGCGCCGGCCGACUCGCCGCACCCGGCCGCGGUCACCGGUGCCGCGGCCGAAGACUCGGCCCCCAGCACGCAUAUCAUUUCCUCGGCCGGGUCUCUCUGGAGCGAGCUCGGCUUCUCCAAGGAGGGCUACCUGAACAAGCGUGCCCAACAGGGCGUCGCCAGCAUGAUGCAGUCGUGGGACCGACGCUUCUUCGCGAUCAAGAAUGAUUUGCUCAUUUACAUGAACCGCAACCGGCCGGACGAGUUCCCCACGGUGGCCAUCAACCUGACCAUCUGCACGGUGAAGCCGGUCGACCAGCCGGAUCGGCGCUUCCUCUUCCAAGUGAUCUCUCCCUACAAGUCUUACAUCCUCCAGGCCGACAGCGAGGCCGACAUGAACUCCUGGAUCCUGGCCAUCCAGGAGGCCAUCGGGAAUGCGCUGCAAAACUCCUCGGUCAACCCGGCAGACCUCAUCCCGCGCGAGGGCCGGCGGAAGCAGGACCGCGCGGUGCAGGACCCAUCCCUCCCAUCGCCGAUGGCCGUGGCCAUCCGCGCGGCCGAGCAGGCCAACAGCGCCUCGGUGCUUGCAUCGGCGCCCGGCAGCCAAACCAGCGAGGCGAGCGAGGUGCGCCCCGCGGCCGGGGCCUCGACCCCCGGGCGUCGGUUGAUUGGUGGAUCCUCCGGCGGCGGGUCGCUGCUGGCUUCGCUGGCAUCCGGCACGGUUGCCCCCUUCUUCGGUGGGGGUGGUAGCAGCAGCAGUGCCAGCCCGGCCCCGCCGCCGGUCGCCGUGGCGACCACGUCGACCGGUGUCGGUGCCCCGGGGUCCGGCGAUGCCGGUCCCUCUCGGCCGGCCCUGCCGACCAGCGUGCCGUCUCUCUCCUCCGGGGCCCUGCUGUCCUACCUGCAGGAGGUGGCCCCGGGGAAUGCGGACUGCGUGGACUGCGGCCGGAAUGCCCCGAAUUGGUGCAGCAUCAACCUCGGCGUGCUGGUGUGCAUCGAUUGCUCCGGGGUCCAUCGGUCGCUGGGCACGCACCUGUCCAAGGUCCGGUCGCUGACGCUGGACUCGUGGGAGCCGGAGCUGGUGCUGGUUUUCUCGCAGCUGGGCAACCGGUUUGUCAAUGGUCUGCUGAUGAACGGCGCGCCGAAGGGCAUGGAGCACGGCAUCAACGCCAACUCCACCAUCGCCGAGCGCGGCGAGUGGAUCCAGCGCAAGUACAAGGAUCGGGAGUUCUUCAACCCGCCGCUGGCGCGUGCCCAGGCUGACCAGAUCCUCCGCGACGUCCUCACUCGGAAUGGCGAUCUCCAGUCAAUGUUCACGGCUUUGGUGUGUGGUGCCUCGCCAACCUUGGGUGAUCCGAGCGCCGGCGGGUUGACGCCGCUGCAUUUGGCCGUGCGCACGGGCAACGCCGCGGCCCUGGAGCUUCUACUCCAGUGGACCCCGGGGGCUGUGACCGGCUCCGGGCGUGUGAUCGGCGGCGAGGCCGCGCCCACGACCCCCUCGGUGGUCGAUGUCUUCGAUGAUCAGGGCCGGACCCCGCUGUAUCAUGCCGUGGAGCUCGACUACAACCGAUUUGUCUUCAUCCUCGCCCGGCGCAAUGCCAACUUCAAACUCCAGGCUAGCAAUGGCAAGUUUUGA
Molecule: messenger RNA, 2781 nt
Organism: Fonticula alba
Lineage: Eukaryota; Rotosphaerida; Fonticulaceae
Exons: 9
Coding region: 1-2781 (926 amino acids)
Cellular component (GO): cytoplasm
Molecular function (GO): GTPase activator activity; protein binding
Source: RefSeq, a predicted model, not a curated record